This is a messenger RNA of Rhineura floridana, 1470 nucleotides long. It is a transcript of the gene RBM34, whose product is annotated as RNA binding motif protein 34. Gene Ontology annotation, molecular function: RNA binding. The transcript has 11 exons. Bases 3 to 1421 code for a protein of 472 amino acids. Lineage: Eukaryota; Metazoa; Chordata; Lepidosauria; Squamata; Rhineuridae. The record is from RefSeq and is a predicted model, not a curated record.
CUAUGGAGCAUUUCCCGCUUCCGCCCGCAGCUAAAAGAACCGGAAGUUUAUGUCUGAGCGUCAAGUCCCCAUUCAUGCUUGGCUGGGGAGGCGGAAGUGGCUUCUGCAGCGGCCGCGGCAAUUGGGGAAGCAUUUUCAAGCCGGAGAUGAAGCCGUCCAAGGUGGUCAAGGUCCGCCCAGGCACAAGCAAAGCAUGUGGAAAAGAGGAUGUUGCUGUAUCAAAUGAAGAUUAUAUUGUGGGGCAAGUGGCCAACAGCCUAUUUCAAAAUCAACCCACAGCAUGUGGUGCAAGUCCCCUGGUACGACUCUUCAGUGCUCCUGAGGCUGCAAUACAGCCAUUAUAUGUUGCUGUGCCAAGAGAAAAUAAGAAACGGAAGCAUACGGAAGAGGCAAUUGCCACCGAAGUUCAGAACCUAUCUACUAAAGGAGAGCCUUUGAAAAAAACAAAGAAAGCUAAAAAGGAUCUCUCUCUAGCAGAGGAAAAAGUAGCAAGCAGGGAAUGUGUUUUGGAUGAAGCAGAUGAAGAGGAGAAGAAAGAAGAACAAGAAAUUAAGCAAAAGCUGAAAAAUAGACAUUCCAAAUUGGUUACCAAAAAGCUUUCAACUUCAGAUGAAGACGCUGGACUAAAACGAAAGAAAACACAAGUUAACCUGGCUGAGGAAAUGCUCAAGAAUAAGAGGACUCUCUUUGUAGGGAAUUUACCUGUUAGUUGUACGGCACAGAUGCUGAAGAUGUUUUUCAAGGAAUAUGGACAAAUUGAAUCGGUUCGUUUCCGCUCUUUGAUUCCAGCUGAGGAUACUCUGUCCAAAAAAAUGGCAGCCAUAAAGCGAAAAGUGCAUCCUAAUAUGAAGUAUAUUAAUGCUUAUGUCGUUUUCAAGGAGGAAUGUGCAGCUAAUAAAGCUUUAAAACGUAAUGGGACAGAAUUUACCAGUGGAUUCCACAUAAGAGUUGACCUUGCUUCAAAAUCCACAUGUCAUGAUAACAAGAGAUCGGUAUUUGUGGGAAAUCUCCCUUAUGAAAUUGACGAUGAUACUGUAAGAGACCAUUUCUCUGAAUGCGGAAGCAUAAUCAGUGUACGAAUUGUGAGAGAUCGGAACACGGGCAUUGGCAAAGGUUUUGGUUAUGUUCUGUUUGAGACCACAGAUUCUGUACACCUUUCACUGAAACUAAACAACUCUGAACUGAAAGGAAGAAGGCUCAGAGUGAAACGCUGUGUUGAAAGAGAAAAAGCUCAACAGAAAUGUUUAGUCAAGAAUGUUACAAAUCCUGUUGGACUGAAGUAUACAAAGGCUUCUUCACUGAAAAAUGCAAAAGGCUGCUCCAGUAACUCUUAUGCUGGCGAAAAAGCAGCCUCAAUGAAAAAGAACAAAAAAGGCAAAUCAAAAAACCAAAUGAAGAAAAAGUUGAGAAAAUCCAAGUGAAAUGCAAAUUUUGAAUUGUAUUUUUAAAUAAAAGGUAUUUUGUAGUCUU